AUGAGGUUAUCGCCUAUGUUCCUUUUGCUGGGCUCGACCCUACUUUGCGGGGCGCAAGCAGCAGCAGUAGCAGACGAGAAGGAUGACCAGGCAAACACCUUCAACUCCAUGAAGGUGCCGCCGAUGCUCGAGUUGACACCGGACACCUACGACAAGGAGGUGAAGGCCCAUCAGUUCAUGCUUGUCAAGCACUACAGCCCUUAUUGCCCGCAUUGCAUAGAUUAUGCGCCGAUAUACCAGACCCUAUACGAGUUCUACUACACCUCCAAGCCUGAGUCCAAGGAAGACAAAUCGUUCACCGACUUUUACGAUUUCCGCUUCGCCACGGUGAACUGCGUGGCCUACUACGAUCUUUGCGCAUCCCACAAUGUCGCAUCGUACCCUACUACCAUUCUCUACAAGAAUGGCGAGCUGGCCGAGUUGAUCAAGGGCGUCAAGGAAAUCGACCAACUCAGCCCCAUUAUCGAGAAGCAGCUGGAAGCGGCCAAGCCCGGAACCAGGCCCCGCAACAUCGAGCUACCCGAGGCGGGCGACAAGUACUCCCCCGACAAGGCACCCGGCAAGUCCGACGACUCCAAGAAGCCAGCGGACGACAAGGCCGACGCCCCGAAGAAUGCCAAGAACGAUGCCAAGGCCGAUGCGAAGACUGACGCGAAGACGCCGCCCAAAGAAGAGACCAAAGCUCCCCCGAAAGCCCCUCCUGCGAAGGGUGAUGCGAAGCCUGUCGAUAAGACCGAUGCGAAGACUGAGGCGAAGACUGGUACUAAUGCCGAAAAGGCCGACGCAAAGGCCAGUACCACCGAGAAGGCUGUUGCUACUCCUACCAAGUCCGUGGUGAAGAAGCCUACCGUUACUCCCAACAAGGACGGCAUUUCUAUGCCUCUUACCGCCGAGAAGUUCCAAUCCUUGGUGACCAUGACCCAAGAGCCCUGGUUCGUCAAGUUUUACGCGCCGUGGUGUCACCACUGCCAGGCCAUGGCACCUAACUGGCAGCAACUAGCCAAGGAGAUGAAGGGUCGGUUGAAUGUCGGCGAAGUAAACUGCGACGUGGAGACCAGACUUUGCAAGGAUGUCCGCCUCCGCGGCUACCCUACCAUCCUCUUCUUCAAGGGCGGUGAGCGGGUCGAGUACGAAGGUUUGAGAGGCCUCGGCGACUUCGUCCAUUACGCCGAGAAGGCGAUCGACAUUAGUGAGGGGGUUCAGGAUGUGGACGCCGAGUCGCUGGCAGCCCUUGAGGAGAAGGAAGAGGUCAUCUUCAUAUAUUUCUACGACCAUGCUACCACCAGUGAGGACUUUAUGGCUCUCGAGCGUAUUCCCCUCAGUCUCAUCGGCAAGGCGAAGCUUGUCAAGACGAAGGACCCCGUCCUCUACGCUCGUUAUAAGAUCACGACUUGGCCUCGCUUGCUCGUGUCCAGGGAGGGUCGCCCCACGUAUUACCAGCCGCUUACGCCCAAGGAGAUGCGCGAUGUUCACCAAGUUUUGAACUGGAUGAAAUCUGUCUGGCUGCCCAUCAUUCCCGAGAUGACCGCCUCCAACGCGCGAGACAUAAUGGACGGCAAGAUCGUCGUUCUCGGUAUCAUCAACAGGGAAGACCAAGAAGGCUUCCUCAGAGCCAAGCGCGAACUGAAGAGUGCCGCCAACGAGUGGAUGGACAAGCAGAUCACCCUCUUCCAGCAUGAACGACAAGAACUGCGGGAUGCCAAGCAACUCCGCAUUGAUGAGGCUGAAGACCGCGGCGACCAACGCGCUCUGCGCGCAGCCAAGGCCACUCGCAUCAACAUGGACAAGUCAGACAGGAAGCAGGUUGCCUUUGCCUGGGUCGAUAGCGUCUUCUGGCAGAGGUGGAUUCGCACCACAUACGGCAUUGACACCAAGGAUGGAGAUCGUGUUAUCAUCAACGACGAAGACAACCGCCGAUACUGGGAUACGACCAUCACUGGUAACAACAUCCUUCUGUCCCGGACCUCGAUUUUGGAGACCAUUAACAAGGUCGUCACCUCGCCGCCCAAGAUCAAGCCCAAGCUCACCAUCUCGAGCUUCGAGAAGAUCUUCUUUGACAUGCGCGUAACUUUCGUCGAGCACCCCUACCUGACCUUGGGCUGCAUCGUCGGGCUGGCAUUUGGUGCCUUCUCAUGGUUCCGCAGCCGCGCUCGCCGGGGCCGUGGUGGACACUUCCGCUUGGAGGAGUCCUGGGGCAACAAGGAACUGAUGAAGGAGGGUCUGUUGGGCCCCAAUGGCAACGGCAAGGUGGACUAG
Colletotrichum higginsianum IMI 349063 is the source of this 2256-nucleotide messenger RNA. RefSeq names its product Thioredoxin. Gene Ontology annotation, molecular function: protein disulfide isomerase activity. Gene Ontology annotation, cellular component: endoplasmic reticulum. The record is from RefSeq and is a predicted model, not a curated record. Lineage: Eukaryota; Fungi; Ascomycota; Sordariomycetes; Glomerellales; Glomerellaceae. The transcript has 3 exons. The coding region runs from base 1 to 2256 and encodes 751 amino acids.